Brassica oleracea var. oleracea is the source of this 679-nucleotide messenger RNA. Its product is annotated as cytochrome B5 isoform D-like. Gene Ontology annotation, cellular component: endoplasmic reticulum; membrane. Bases 95 to 517 code for a protein of 140 amino acids. Gene Ontology annotation, molecular function: heme binding. The transcript has 3 exons. The record is from RefSeq and is a predicted model, not a curated record. Lineage: Eukaryota; Viridiplantae; Streptophyta; Magnoliopsida; Brassicales; Brassicaceae.
UACUGACAGGGUAAAAAAGGCGGUUGGUGAAAGGGCCCAUAACAGAUUAGAUUCCAUAUCCCUUUUGAGUUUUUUUCUUCUGUUUGAUCGAAGAAUGGGCGGAGACGGCAAAGUUUACACCUUGGCGGAGGUUUCUCAGCACACUACCGCCCAGGAUUGCUGGAUCGUCAUCGACGGCAAGGUUUAUGAUGUGACCAAGUUCUUGGACGACCAUCCUGGUGGUGACGAGGUCAUCUUGACUUCUACAGGGAAAGACGCGACGGAUGAUUUUGAGGAUGUGGGACACAGUUCGACAGCUAAAGCUAUGCUAGAUGAGUACUAUGUUGGUGAUAUUGAUACAGCCGCUGUCCCAGCCAAAACCAAGUUUGUUCCUCCUCCUUCUCCUAAGCAGACCGAGUCUGACCAGAGCAAGAGCUCGGAUUUUCUCGUUAAGAUCCUUCAGUUCCUUGUUCCUCUUCUUAUCUUAGGCUUGGCUCUCGGUAUCCGUUCUUACACCAAGACUCCUUCUUCUUCUUGAGGACUCUAUUGGGUUGGGUCUUUGAGUCUGGUUACACUCUUUGCCCUCCUUUAUAUCUAUCUGUCUGUCUUGUAAAGACUUCAAAAUAUUGUAUUCUCUUUUUGAAAAUCAAGUGGAUCAGCUACAUUUGUUUGUCUUAUAUUACAUGGUUGAACUUGAGUA